Molecule: messenger RNA, 810 nt
Organism: Drosophila miranda
Lineage: Eukaryota; Metazoa; Arthropoda; Insecta; Diptera; Drosophilidae
Exons: 2
Coding region: 19-726 (235 amino acids)
Source: RefSeq, a predicted model, not a curated record
CCCCCCACCUUCCCUCCGAUGGGGGAUUCAGAUGGAUUCAAUGCUGUGCCACAGAUGGCUUCGAUGGGACCACCGCCCGUGUUGAGCUCCCUCUGGACAGGCGGCGCUUCUCCGGACAGCCGCGGAGACUACUACGACGACCCCCACGAAGAGUACUCCGACUGCCGCUACGAGGGCGACUACGAGGGCGACUACUCGAUGCCCACCGAGGAGGACCAAGAGGAAAAGUCGUGCUCCUGUCAGAGCCAGACCUGUCAGAGCCAGAGCGAGUUCAGCUCGAUAGAGCGCACCGAGUCGGACUCGGAGUGGGAGGAGCUCUCCGACGGCCCUUCCCUCGGCGUAGUCGUGCACCGUCAGCGCAUGGUGGCCUUGUACCACCUCGUCUUGGAGACCGCUGUGGUCAAGGUCGUGCUGCUGGUGCUGCAACUGCUGUGCUGCGCGGUGUUCUGGCUGGUCGAGAAGACCGUGGGUUUCCACGAAACCGUCGGCUCGAAGCGCCACCGAUUGUGGAACAGCAAGUACAAGCUGCGCACCAUCCAGCGCCAGUUGCUGUGGCGCAUGGCCAAUGCCCGGGGCGACGAGACGCUCGUCUUCUUUGCCGUGCUCAUGACAACGCCCUGGCUGUUCUCCCUCAGCCUCCUGGGAUUCAUCCUGUCCCUGGCGGCGCUCCUGAAGAAGACCGUCGAGCAGCUGGUGUUCCAGUUACGCCUGCGUCUCGUGCUCUAGGAGCAGCCAUCGAGCAGAAAGCAGCAAGCAGUAUCCAAUCACACACUGACAGAAGUCACACGGCCACACGCCCGACACUCCACC